Cuscuta campestris is the source of this 1307-nucleotide messenger RNA. NCBI's taxonomy places the organism in Eukaryota, Viridiplantae, Streptophyta, Magnoliopsida, Solanales, Convolvulaceae. The record is from the annotation of a GenBank genome assembly.
CUUGAAAACUAUCAUACGGAAUACUUUGCGCCACUUUCUCGCUCGCUAUAAUUGUUUCCAUCUUCUUCCCAACUUAUCGGCUUUGAUCGAUCCGAUCCAUUUCCCAAAAUUGUUCCAUUUUCAAUAAAUAAGCCGGCCAUGGAAGAUGAAAAAAACAGUGUGAAAUAUGAAGAGGAGUAUGUGUUGAAUUCAAGAGGAAUGAAGCUUUUUACGUGUCGAUGGGUACCUGCAGAGAAAUCUGAACCAAAAGCUUUGAUCUUUCUUUGCCAUGGAUAUGGCAUGGAAUGCUCUGUUUCUAUGAAAGGGGCUGCCACGAGGCUAGUGAAGGCAGGGUAUGCAGUUUAUGGAAUGGAGUAUGAAGGACAUGGGAAGUCAGAUGGUUUGCUUGGCUUUGUUCCCAGCUUUGAUCUUGUUCUCACUGAUUGUUCCCAUCAUUACUCCAAUAUUUGUGAGAGGGAAGAGAACAAGAGAAAGAUGAGGAUUUUGAUGGGAGAAUCAAUGGGGGGAGCACUUGCCCUUCUUCUCCACAGAAAGAAGCCUCUUUUUUGGGAUGGCGCCGUCCUUGUUGCUCCGAUGUGCAAGAUUGCGGAAGACAUAAAGCCUCAUCCUAUGGUAAUUAGGGCAUUGACCCAACUUUCCAAAGUCAUCCCCACGUGGAGACUAAUCCCAACCCAAGAUCUGGUGGAGGUCGCCUUUAGAGACCCACAAGUUCGAGAUGAGAUAAGGGCCAACCCGUAUUGCUACAAGGGCCGGCCACGCUUGAAAACUGGGAAUGAACUCCUCGCCGUUAGCUUGGACUUGGAGAAAAGGCUUCAUGAGGUGACAAUACCAUUCAUAGUCGCACACGGAGAAGCAGACAGAGUAACGGACCCAACGGUGAGCAAACUAUUGUACGAAACGGCUUCAAGCACCGACAAGACCCUCAAGUUGUACCCAGGAAUGUGGCAUUCCCUUACCUACGGCGAGUUGCCGGAAAAUCUCAACAUUGUCUUCUCCGACAUCAUCCGUUGGCUCGACGAAAAAGUUUCCGCCGGUGGUGCUAGGCUGGAGAGAGAGCAAAAACAAGCUAAUGACAAUCCAUUAAAACCAGAAGCAGGAUCCAGUAAAUCCUGUUGAUUAGCCUCAUAUUUGAUGUCACGGCAAACCGGUUUAUAUUACAAGUAUAUAGUUAGUGAUUAUCACGCAAUAAGGUAUAGUAAUAAUACACUCUCCGUCCCAGUGCAAUUGUCCAAUUUGUGGGUAAUAUUUAUGUACAAGAAACACUGUGAAGCACAUGUUUUCCAUAAAAAGAAACAGGCAAAGUAAUU